Pseudopipra pipra is the source of this 4526-nucleotide messenger RNA. RefSeq names its product axin 2 (gene AXIN2). The coding region runs from base 352 to 2850 and encodes 832 amino acids. Lineage: Eukaryota; Metazoa; Chordata; Aves; Passeriformes; Pipridae. The record is from RefSeq and is a predicted model, not a curated record. Gene Ontology annotation, cellular component: beta-catenin destruction complex; nucleus; plasma membrane. The transcript has 11 exons. Gene Ontology annotation, biological process: negative regulation of canonical Wnt signaling pathway; cell development; positive regulation of proteasomal ubiquitin-dependent protein catabolic process. Gene Ontology annotation, molecular function: beta-catenin binding; I-SMAD binding; molecular adaptor activity.
GGGAGGGAGGCGCGCAGCGCAGUGGGCUCCUUUCCCUCGCAGCCCCCCCCACCCCUUCACCACCCCCCCCUUCCCUUCCCUUUCCCGAUGCUCUCCGAUGCGGUUGCACCGCCGGGGAGGAGAGGAGGAGGAGGAGGAAGGCGAGGAGGAGGAGGAGGAGGAAGGCCAGCGGGGGGAGCGGGUGCAGCCUGCGCGCUGCCGGGGAGCGGCGGGGCUGCGGGCGCGCAGCGAGCUCGGGCUCGGCGAGAGGAGGCUCCGAGGAUCCCCUGCUGACUCCAGGCAGAGGCAGGCAGAGGCACAGGCAACUCCUGGAGCAACUGGGAGCCCCUCUCCCCGCCGAGCUCCGGAGCCAUGAGCAGCGCCGUGGUCCUCGCCCACCUCCCAGACCACAGCAGCAGCUUCAGGGAAGACGCCCCCCGACCCCCUGUCCCGGGGGAGGAAGGAGAAGCACCAUGCCCGCAACUCGCCAGCUCGUUUCUCCCAAAAAGCCAAAGCUUCAAGGCCAUGCCGGUGCCUCCUGCCCCGCGGAGGAAUGAGAACGGACUCGGGGAGCCGGAGGGCAGCGCGUCCCCAGACUCCCCUCUGGCCAGAUGGACCAAAUCCUUGCAUUCCUUGUUGGGAGAUCAAGAUGGUGCCUAUCUUUUUCGGACCUUUCUGGAAAGGGAAAAAUGUGUGGAUACCUUAGACUUCUGGUUUGCCUGCAAUGGCUUCAGGCAGAUGGACCUUAAGGAUACCAAAACUUUGCGAGUAGCCAAAGCUAUUUACAAAAGGUACAUCGAGAACAACAGCAUCGUCUCCAAGCAGCUCAAACCUGCUACCAAGACCUACAUAAGGGACAGCAUCAAGAAGCAGCAGAUAGAUUCCAUCAUGUUUGAUCAGGCACAGACUGAGAUUCAGACUGUGAUGGAGGAAAAUGCUUACCAGAUGUUUUUAACUUCUGAUAUAUACCUCGAAUACGUACGGAGUGGAGGAGAGAAUCCCGCUUACAUGAACAGCAAUGGACUGGGGAGCUUAAAAGUUGUCUGUGGCUAUCUCCCGACCUUGAAUGAAGAAGAGGAAUGGAGCUGUGCAGACUUUAAAAACAAGAUCUUGCCUUCAGUAGUAGGACUAUCCAGCAAGACGUUGAGGGUUACAGCAAAUGUCAGAGCUACGGAAACGAUCGAGAAUGGAUACAGGUCCUUCAAGAGGAACGAUCCUGUUAACCCAUACCACGUGAACUCUGGCUAUGUCUUUGCCCCAGCGACCAGCGCGAACGACAGCGAGAUCUCCAGUGAUGCCCUGACGGACGACUCCAUGUCGAUGACGGACAGCAGCGUAGAUGGGAUCCCCCCGUACAGAAUUGGGAGCAAGAAGCAGCUCCAGCGGGAAAUGCAUCGGAGCGUCAAGGCCAACGGUCAAGUUUCUCUACCUCAUUUUCCGAGGACCCACCGUCUUCCCAAGGAGAUGACCCCGGUGGAGCCAGCUGCCUUCGCCGCCGAGCUCAUUUCCCGGCUGGAGAAGCUGAAGCAGGAGCAGGAAACCAUGGACUGUCUGGAGGAGAGGCUGCAGCAGAUCAAGGAGGAUGAGGAGAAGGAGGGCUCUGAGCUCCCUGCCAGCCUGCAGAGCAGUCGGGAGAUGGUGAACCCCCAGCACCCGCAGCACCCGCUCUCGCUCCUGCCCUCGGGCAGCUACGAGGAGGACCCCCAGGCCAUCCUGGACGAGCACCUCUCCCGCGUGCUGAAGACCCCCGGCUGCCAGUCGCCCGGCAUGGGCCGGCACAGCCCCCGUGCCCGCUCCCCCGACCGCCUGCCCACGGGCAAGCUGCCGCCCGGCACGGCCUCGCUGGCUGCCUGCGCCGUGGUGGGCAAGGGCUUCAUCACCAAGCAGACCACCAAGCACGUCCACCACCACUACAUCCACCACCACACCGUGCCCAAGACGAAGGAGCAGAUCGAGGCCGAGGCGGCGCAGCGGGUGCAGUGCUGCUGCCCGGCGGGCGGCGACUACUACUGCUACCCCAAGUGCAAGGGCCACCCCAAAAACACAGACCCCCCUCUCCCUCCGCUGGAGCCCUUCGGCAGGACGGGGACGCUGCUGAAGAGGCCGGGCCGAGGAGUGGAGAGCGUGGCCCCGCCGGCCGGGGACGGGGGGCUGCCUGGCCCUGCUGGGGUGCAGCUCCCCGGGGGUGAAGCAGACCGGGCACAGAACGUCUGGCAGUGGAUGCUGGAGAGCGAGAGACAAAAUAAGCACAAGCCCCAUAGCACACAAAGCACAAAGAAGGCCUACAGCUCCGACUGCGCCAAGGGGGCCCCCGGCCGCCACCACCCGUGGGGGACCGGCAGCCACCCGCGCGGGGCACAGCCCGCCCACCCCUUCGUGCAGGACCCCGCCAUGCCCCCGCUCACCCCGCCCAACACCCUGGCCCAGCUGGAGGAAGCGUGUCGCCGCCUCGCCGAGGUCUCCAAGCCGCAGAAACAACGAUGCUCAACCUCAAAUCAGCAGAGGGACCGAAACCACUCCGCUGCCAUUCAGGGGGGAGGCACCCCUUUCUGCAAUGCAAGUCUAAUGACAGAAGAUCACAAAGAGCCAAAGAAACUGCCAGUUGUUCACACCUCUCAGUCCAGCGAGUUGGUUGUCACCUAUUUUUUUUGCGGAGAAGAAAUUCCCUACAGGAGGAUGUUAAAGGCCCAGAGCCUGACACUUGGGCACUUUAAAGAACAGCUGAGCAAAAAGGGAAAUUACAGAUACUACUUCAAAAAAGCGAGCGACGAGUUCGACUGCGGCGCGGUGUUUGAAGAGAUUUGGGAAGAUGAAACCAUCCUGCCCAUGUACGAAGGAAGGAUCCUGGGGAAAGUAGAAAGGAUUGAUUGAUGGCAUCUGUGUGUUUCUUAAGAAAAGUUAAGCUAGAAAAAGUCUUUGGACACACAACAGUAGUGAUGACAAGGAAAGAACAAAAAAAAAAAACUCUGAAGGAAAAGUUUUGAACCAAUGAAGAAAAAAAGGUGAAGUCUAUGAAGACUUUGCUGAAUUAGCCUUAGAGGAAAAAAAAAUGGCAUUUAUUAUUCAUGAGUUGGGUACUGAGAUGAUAAAAACCCCGGACUAUUUAUUAGAAACAUGACCACUGUUGGCUAUCGGAGAUGCAGACCGUGUUUGAGAGACUUCCAUACAUAAUAUAUGAUUUCCUGGGGAUCUGAAAUCUAUGGACUAAGAGAAACUGUGUAUAGCUUACCUUAACAGUAAUCCUUAUUGAUAUUUAUUGAACAGUCUGUUUUCCCUUAAGUCCAGUUUUUGGAUAUGCUGCUUUAACAAUGGAGAAGAGAGGGGCUGGGAAGGGGGGGGCGAGGGGAGGAAGGAUUAUUUUAUUUUUUUAACAUUGUUCCCACUAUCUAAAAUUCAGGAGUUUGGCAAGGAGCACAUUCGUGAUGAUUCUUUUUUUUUUUUUGAAGGGGGAGGAGGGAAGGAGUGACGUGAUGCCCAGUAUUUCUCCGAGUGAAGAUAAAACUUUUCUAAAGAAAUAAUAAUAAUAAUAAUAAUUAAUAAUAAUAAUAAUAAUAAAAAGCCGAAAUAAAAAUGCUGUCCUACCAUUCAUCUAGAGACCGGUGCAUUUUAAUCUAUGCUGCUCUAAUUUGAAAUAAAGGUCUUAAGUGUUAACUCUGUUAGAGGCAAUACAACAAACAGGAACUUGUUAUUUUGUCCAUGGAUUUCGGCGGGGCCAGGAUUUUGCUUUGCUGCUGUCACUGGUGUCCAGCGCCUCUCAGUCGAGGCAAGGUAGAGCAAAACCCCGAGCCUGGGAGAGCUGUAGAAGGAGCCAUCCCGUUCCCAUUCCCGUGUCUAGCACACCAAAAGGUUUAAACCCCUGUGUGUAUCCCACAGAGCUAAUUUUUUUAGCCGUUCGAUGUUAGCACUGCUUGUGUUUCAACGCGGUGCAGCUACAACGGGGGUGUACUUUCAGCUUCUGAGUCGUUGUGUGUGGUGGGUUUUUUUGGUUGGGUUGGUUUUUGCCUUGCCUUCACACCCACCUGAGGCCGUGGGAGAUGUGGAUGAAGCUCCGUGUGUGUGCCUGGGGUGGGUUUUGGGACAGAGAGAGAGAGAGAGAGGGGCCCUUUCCCGAGAAAGACCUUGCAUUUCGACAGUUGGGUUUUGUGUUGAUUAAGUUAAUCUGUGCAUUCUGUUUGCCAUUGCUACUUUGUGUAAGUCUGUAUAUAUUGUAGAAAAUGUAUGGUGAAAAUAUUAAUACACUAUCUCUAGUGUUUUUAAAAUUUAAUCAGUACAGUACCUGUGCCUGCAUGGUGUAACAGGCCAUGCGUCGCCCUAUAUUCAGGGUUCAAGCUUUCCCUUGUUUGUUUAAGGGGUUUAUGUAUAAAUAUAUUUUAUGCCUUUUAUUACAAGUCCUGUACUCAUGACUUUUGCCAUGGCAUUUUGUUCUACUUAUACUGUAAAUUAUGCAUUAUAAAGAGUUUCAUUUAAAAAAAAAAAAUUACUUGGUACAAUAAUUAUUGUAAUUAAGAGAUGUAGCCUUUAUUAAAAUUUUAUAUUUUUCAAAUUAA